GACAGAGUGAUCGUGCCGCUCCCGCACCCUCAGGACAUCCGGUAUGUCCUAUUCAGGUAAUAUAGCCAUUAAUUACAGCAGAGACGAAAGACGGUAUGAUGCAGACGCGGUCACCCGCACCGUUGCUUCAGCAUAUGGUCCAAUCAGGUCCUCGGAGAUGCUAACCCUGACGUGCUUGUACAUUGCAGAGCAAGGGCGGAAAACGGGAAUGAUGGUUUUCCGCGCUUGCGAUCUGGCAGUAAUUCCGCGUCCCGUUCGCGCCUGGAACAGGGGUCAACCGGAUUGAACCGGUCACAGGUGGCCUUGUGAGGACAAAACGCUGAACCACGUCAUGUUGCGGUAGAAAGAGC
This is a messenger RNA of Punctularia strigosozonata HHB-11173 SS5, 350 nucleotides long. RefSeq lists its product as uncharacterized. Bases 44 to 286 code for a protein of 80 amino acids. The transcript has a single exon. The record is from RefSeq and is a predicted model, not a curated record. NCBI's taxonomy places the organism in Eukaryota, Fungi, Basidiomycota, Agaricomycetes, Corticiales, Punctulariaceae.